GGGGCAGUGCCGGCGGAGAGUCCUCUGCGAGCGGCUGCCGCGGCGCCUCCACAGCGUCUCUGACAGCCCUGGCGCCGCUACCCGCGACCCUCGCUACCUCGACCUAGCCGCCGCGGCCUCCACCUCGACUCGAGUACCGUUGCUCGUCUCGGCGCCCAUAUCCGGGGGCGGUCCGGCUCGCCGUUGCUGCGGAGGCCGCAUCUGGAGCGCAUCUGGAACCGUCCGGCCGGCCGCGCUGGAGCCCGCGCCCGCCUUGGCCCGGCCGCGCCGGGAUCCCUGCCCGGAGCUGGAGCCGCACCUGGAGCCGCGGGCCCGGGGCCCUGAGCCGCGCAGCCGGCGCAUGGUGAACUCGCUGCUGUUCGGGGAGAUGGCCUUGGCCUUCGGCUGCCCGCCGGGCGGCGGCGGCGGCAGCUGCCCUGGUGGGGGAGGCGGCGGAGGGGCCGGGCCAGGGCCAUCGCCAGUGACGGCGGCGCUGCGGGACGACCUGGGUUCCAAUAUCCACCUCCUGAAGGGGCUCAACGUGCGCUUCCGCUGCUUCCUGGCCAAGGUGCACGAGCUGGAACGGCGCAACCGGCUGCUGGAGAAGCAAUUGGAGCAGCAGCAGAGCGAGCGCGAGCGGCGGCUGCGCUACAAGACAUUCUCCCGGGAGCAGGCCGUGCAGACCGGGCCCGAGCUGCUGCGGCCACCCGCGCCGGGCGGCGGGUAUGGCAGCGGCGCGGCUGCCGGCGUCAAUGCCAACGCCGUGGCGCUGGGCGGCCUGCCCCCCGGCGGCGGCUCACAUCCGCAGCACUACGGCCGCCUGCCUGGUACCAUCUGGAGCUACACGCAGGUGCGGCGCACGGGCGGCGGCGGUGUGGAGACCGUGCAGGGCCCCGGUGUGUCGUGGGUGCACCCCGACGGUGUGGGCGUGCAGAUCGAUACCAUCACGCCGGAGAUCCGCGCGCUGUACAACGUGUUGGCCAAGGUGAAGCGCGAGCGCGAUGAGUACAAGCGAAGAUGGGAGGAGGAGCUUGCUAAGCGCAUGAAUCUCCAGACCAUGGUGGACACACUGCAGGAGGCAGCACAGGAGGCCGAAGCCAUCCAGGAGGAGAUGAACGAGAAGAUUGAGCGUCUCAAGGCCGAGCUGGUGGUGUUUAAGGGGCUCAUGAGUGACCCCAUGACAGACCUGGACACAAAGAUCCAAGAAAAGGCCAUGAAGGUGGACAUGGACAUCUGCCGCCGAAUCGAUAUCACGGCCAAGCUGUGCGAUGUCGCACAGCAGCGGAACUCGGAAGACGUGUCCAAGAUCUUCCAGGUGGUCCCCAAAAAGAAAGAGCGUAAGGUGGCUUCGGACGAUGACAUCUCUGAGCAGGACGGGGAGGUGAACCGGUUCUCGGACGACGAGGUCGGCUCCAUGAACAUCACGGACGAGAUGAAACGCAUGUUUAACCAGCUGCGAGAGACCUUUGACUUUGACGAUGACUGUGAUAGCCUCACGUGGGAAGAGAAUGAAGACACGCUGCUGCUCUGGGAAGACUUCACCAACUGCAAUCCGACCAUCGACCUGCAGGGCGAGCAAGAGGAAAACCUGGGCAACUUGAUCCACGAGACGGAGUCCUUCUUCAAGACGAGAGACAAGGAGUACCAGGAAACGAUAGGCCAGAUCGAGCUGGAGCUGGCCACGGCCAAGAGCGACAUGAACCGACACUUGCAUGAGUACAUGGAGAUGUGCAGCAUGAAGCGGGGCCUGGACGUGCAGAUGGAGACCUGCCGCCGGCUCAUCAAAGGCUCCGCAGACAGGAAUUCACCGUCUCCCAGCUCCGUGGCCAGCAGUGACUCAGGAAGUACAGACGAGAUCCAGGACGAGUUUGAGCGGGAGGCGGAUGUGGAGCCCAUGGUCAGCUGAUGACCGAGGCCCCCCCAGCCCGUGCCUGGUGGUCUUGGUGAUGGGCCCUCUGCCACCCUCUCCCCACGGGGCCGGGAAGGCUCCUCGGAGUGGGGUCCAGUCCUCACCACGCAGACUUCCUUUGCCCUCCCUUCUCUGGAGGCCCCGAGGGACCGCUGCUUCCUUCCUCCCUCCCUCCCUUCCGCCCACCAGUGCCCCUCUCCAUCCACCCACCCAAGGAAUGGUGCUGUCAAUUUCUAUUGUUCUCCACGUUACAAAUGCAGACUUCUGUCCGGACGAUGCGGUGUUAACUGUGCCUUUUCCCUUAAGCUGAGCCACUUUGAGCUCCAAAGAAUUAUUCCUAGCAGGUGUUUUUAUACAAAACUGUAAGGUGAGGGCGGGGGCCCCUGGCGUGUUCAAUGCCAUUUUCUACCCUCCCACCUGCUCCUCCGAUUGGCCAUAAAUGCUGCCCUCCCUCCUCUGCUGCAGUUGGGCUUGGGAUGGUCAACCUCCCCCCAGGAAAGAGCUAUUUGCCUUUUUGACCUUUCCAGGCCUGGGUGGGGACUUCCCAAGGGUUCGUUACUUUACCAAAAGAGAGAAAAGAAGGAGGGGGGGGAGACAAAUUUUUAUUUUGUGUUUUUGGAUCGAGUGGCAAAAGCAGAGGGACAAGGCACUGUGGGGGAAGGUGGAACCUCACUGUGUUUAAACUACUAUGCAAAAAACAAAACAAAAAAAGCAGCUUGCCUUAUACCGUUGUGGAAGGUAGGCCCUCUCCCAGGUCCCUGCUUCCCCUGGAGCUGGGAGGGAGGCCGAAGCUAGAGUGAUGUCUCUCGAAAACUCUGAGGGUGAGCACUGACUUGGGAGGGCUUUGGGUUGAGGUUGGUAGCGAGGCCUGGGUCCUGCGAGGCCCCCAGCCACCCGGCUGCUUGCUUUCCUGGGACUUCUGUGGGUUGUGGGGGAGGUGUCUUUUAUUGUCCUGAUGAUGAUUUUUUUUUUUUCUCAGCCAACAAUAAGAGGUUAUAGAUCUGUCAUUUCUCUGUGAGAAAGUCUGAAGGGGGCCAGGCCUGGUGUCCACCCGCCUCCAUCACGGAGCUGGGUAGGUACCGCCUGCCAUCUUGGUUCUCCCCCACUGGGCCCCAGUCGCCCACUGUUUGGCUCUUGGAAGGCACUGGAAGAGGAAAGGGAGAGAGGCAGCAGGGCUGCUGGCAGAGAGGAGGUGGGGGAGUCGGAGCUCUGCUCAUGGACAUAUGCUUACCUCUUUCCAUAAUUCUUUGAUUGACCAGCCCGUUGGGGAGUUAAUCUGAGCCAGUGUCUCCCCAGACUUGAGUGGGCCUGAGUCAAAGGCACUGUGUGGAGGCUGCCCCCAAAUCUCAACUUGGAGCCAGCAGAACAGACUUUGCUUUUUGUUUUUAAUUUCUGUUUUGAACCCACUCCUGUGGGUGUGAUUUUUGUUUUUUUUUUGCUCAGGCGCUCCCCCUGGAGGUGAAAGGAGCAAAAUGUGCCCAAGGAACAGAACCCCUGGCUCUUCGCAGCUUGUGUCUGCAGGCAGAGGAGGGGCUCCGGCCUUGAGUAGAUGAGGUCCCGUCUUUCCUCCCCAGGGUACCAGUGACCUGUAAGGGCGUCCUCUCUCUUCUGUUUCCCCCACCUGUUUUUCAGUCUUAAAACUAAUGUACAUUACGUUCGUAAUAUAUGCAUAUAUAUAUAUAUAUGGAGAGAGAGGAGAGUGUUAGUGAUUGUGUGUCAUUUUUAUUUAUCAGAACUUGGUGGCCUUUAUUGUGAAUUUUUCCUUUUUUUUUUUUUUUUUUGGUUGUUGUUGUUGUUGUUGGGGGAAACCUUCUACUGGUUCCCUGUGAAAGUCUGGCUGAAAGCCUUCCUUUCCUAGCAUCUCUUGUUAACCAAACAGUCCCUUGUUAGGUACAUGAAGGGACGAUGGUUUUUUUGGAGGAGAUUCUGCCCCUUCCCCUCCUCCUCAUUAACCCUUGUUCUAAAGGUUACAGGGUUCAAACAUACCUGGUUAUUAUUGUCAUGAUUGUUAUUGUUGGUUUUUUUUUUUUUUAAAUUUGUGUUUUAACCAAAGGUUACCAGAGCCAGUUGGGCUUGGACCUCAGCUGCUGAAAAGAUUUUCCGUUUCCAGGAGGGCGGGAAACUAACCGCCCCCUGGCCCUCCUCUGACCAGGAUGAGGGAGGCAUCCAAUGCCAGGGGCAGGCAGGCAGAGUGGAAGCCAGCCCUGGGUUGUUUCUCAAGGUGGUGGGAGGGUGACCUGUCUUUAGAGUUAAGACAAUAAGGCAACAAUGUAAGUAUUUGGGGGUAACGAAGGUUACCAUGGUGACUGGUGUCCAGUAGUAUUAUUUUUGCUUUUCCCCUUGGAUACAUAGGAUGUUUGUCUUUGGGGGCUUAGGGUACUCCGAAUUUGCCUAGGGUGUAUGGAAACGGCGGGAGCCAGAGACAGAUGCUGGCCAGAAAGAUCCAUCCUGAUGGUUUUCAAUAGCUGUUCUCCUGGGGGAGCAAGGACGUGGGGCAGACGGAGGGGUGGACAGCAAGAGUGUUGGUGACCUGCCUCCUGGGUAUGGUCCUGGGUCUUAACAUGUCUGCCUCCCUCUCCAUCCAAGUUCUUUUUUGAGUUAGUUGCCAGUGGGCCCUGCUUGUUCCCUCGCCAUGAGCCCACAGCUUGCCAAGAAAGACCCCAACGCUCGCUGGGGCAGCACCAGGUCCAGUUGGGACAAACUGGUCCGUCCUUUGUAAAGCUGUAAAUACUUAAUUUCGGUUUUCUAUUUCUCAGCCCAGUGUCAUAUUGACAUUGGUAUUUUAGAAUUGUUCUCAGAUGGGCUCUCCUGUGCUGCCCUCUCUCACUCUCCUAUUUUGGGGGGUUUUAUAAAAAAGAGAGGAUUGGGGAGGGGCAGGGAGUGUAGCUUCUUUUUGGCUCCCUGGCUGUGGAACACACACACACACACACACUACUCUGAGACUCUUAACAGGGAAAAACAUGAUUCGCAAGUAAACACAUUGUGUUUUCUUGCGGUGACAUGUCCAGAGGUCUCUGACAGGCCCAUCUGUCUUGGCCUUGGCUCUGUCGGUGUAGCUCAGAUGAAACCACUUUGGCUUGGGAUGGGGGAGGGGGUGUGGGGCAGGGGGUAAUAUAAAGUGUAACUUAAGCUAAAUGUAAUCUAUUUAUAAAGCAAGAGACACUCAUCUAUUUUUAUGAAAGGAAAGGUUUUUUUUAAAUCUAGGGUAGGCAGUUGUGGUAGCCCAGCAUUUUUCUGUGGACAAGGUGCAUGUUGCUGCUGGAUUUAAUAUCAUCAGUUCCCCUCACCCUGUUUCCCCAUCCUCACUGCCUCCUCACCCACACCCAGGAUCGGCUUCAGCAGAGUGGAGUUCCCCCCCUCACCCCGUUUCCCUGUCCCUUGAUCCCCCAGCUCCUUGGUCCUUGGAGGCCUAGGGGAUGGGCACUUGUGGGAGUGGGUGGGCAAUGGGGCAUUCAGAAUGGAGACGGGUGGUGGGAGGGGAAAGGGGUGCUGGGUAGGGGACACGCUCUGCUUCAGCUCUGGCCUGCCCAGACGCAUUUCCCAGUCAGCUGCGUUUGGGAGAGGGUUGAGAAGCAGCAGAGUGUGGGUGACGGUGGCUGUUGGUUCAGGGAGCGCACGGCUUCCUUGGGGCCUGGGCUCCUGUGGGUCCCCGGUGGUCAGGCAGCUGGAGCAGGAGUGGAAAUGCCAUGAGAUGCCCAUGACCCAGCCCUGGCUGUGCUUCCCCCAGGCCAAUGCCUGGGAUAUCAUCCUUGAUAAUGCUCCUCCAGAGCCCUGGAUGAGGAACUAAGGUGUUGGGGGCUUCCUUAUACCCCGUCCCACCUUGGGACACUGAGCUGUGGUUCUAGAAGGGCCUUCAACUAGAGUGGUUAGUCUGGAGGCGGCCAGGGAGGGGUAAAGGCAGAGUCGCUCUGGAAGGGAAUUUUCCACGCGUGGAAGAUUUCGGGCUCAGGGUGAGCUGUGUGUUAGUUUUGGGCAAAUCCCUCACUGUUCCCUGCACCAAGCUGUCAAAGAAAUGAAGCAAAGGCACGCUCACCCAGACCCCUUCGUGGACAUUUUAGCAUCUACCUGAUUUUUAGUCCCAUCUGGGGAGACUUUCUAUCCCCCUGUCCCAUCCCACCCCACUGUGGCUGUUUGUCUGCCAGCUGGGUCUAGCGUCGAGGGGAAGGGGGGUGUUUAUACUCAUUGAAAGACUACUGAUCCUACCGGAAACCAACCUGUUUACUGUACUGUUGUAAAUAUCAUGCCCUUUAUAUCCUGUAUAUUGGCUUCUUUUAAAUAAAGUGAAAUGUCUUGGAA
Molecule: messenger RNA, 6184 nt
Organism: Phacochoerus africanus (Common warthog)
Lineage: Eukaryota; Metazoa; Chordata; Mammalia; Artiodactyla; Suidae
Gene: IFFO2
Product: intermediate filament family orphan 2
Exons: 9
Coding region: 341-1885 (514 amino acids)
Source: RefSeq, a predicted model, not a curated record